This is a messenger RNA of Lotus japonicus, 2872 nucleotides long. RefSeq names its product zinc-finger homeodomain protein 6-like. Lineage: Eukaryota; Viridiplantae; Streptophyta; Magnoliopsida; Fabales; Fabaceae. The record is from RefSeq and is a predicted model, not a curated record. Gene Ontology annotation, biological process: regulation of developmental process; regulation of DNA-templated transcription. The transcript is spliced from 2 exons. Gene Ontology annotation, cellular component: nucleus. Gene Ontology annotation, molecular function: DNA-binding transcription factor activity; transcription cis-regulatory region binding. Bases 1125 to 2189 code for a protein of 354 amino acids.
GGAAGUAUCAUCACUUAUUAUAAUAUCUAUGUUUUGAUCGGCCCCACCAAUUGUUCUUUCUUCUCUAGCUUGCUUUAUGCUGUUUUAGGACAGACAUACAUUUGAAGGGGUUUGCAUAUUGCACCAGGGUUUCAGAGUGGCUCAGGAAAUGCAAUAAUUAGUAACUGGACCAGCGUGCUUGCAAGGCUGAGAGAUCAGAAAGAGAAACCAACACCAUGAACUCUUGUCGGUUGUUUUGCAAGACAAAACUUGCAGUCAGUGUAGUCAUCACUCAUCACUCACUUUGAGUAGUGCAAAACAACCCACUCCUCUAACCUCUUCCUUUCCUACUUAAUUAAACAACACCCCUUCUUCUCAGUUCUCACCUCACACCCGUUUUCUGUUAAGUGUUAAGUUGUUAAGAUUGAUCAGUUUCCAGAUGUUUUUCUUAUUCAAUGUCAUGUGUUUCAGGUCUUCUAAUUAAUGUCUCUAUUUCCUCUUUCUAUUUAUCUCUCUCCUUCCAGGUGCAACUAACCUUUAAUUUCUUUCUUCUUCAAAUCUAAAGUCCAAUAGUGCUGCAAAGGGAAGUCCAAGUUUAGGUACCCCAGGGUCCCAGUUGAGAUAGUCUCAUCUAAGUUCAAUCAAUUCCCAAAAAAAUUGUCCAUUUUUCCAUCUCUCUCUUCAUAUUUUACUCUUGUUCAAAAGAAUUGUCCUAUGUAUUAGUGCUACAAUAUACGGUGCUACAAUAUACGGUAUAAUUGAUUCUACUGUGAAAAUCAAUUCUUGAGAAAAAACUUCUAUCAGUAGUUUCUAAGUGCUAAAAUUGAUUUUGAAAAAAGAGAAAUUGAUCGAAACAUUUCUAUGGAUGUUAGCAUUGACUAGUGAAAGUUGAUUAGCUGAGUUUAGUGUAGCACCCAAAACGUCAAUAUCAGGAAAAGCACAGGUAAGAAAAAGUUGUUGGUGAGCUACCUUAAUUAGGGGGGAUGAAUUAGGGUUAUACAGGAAGAUCCAAAACCAUAAUCAAACAAAAAACAUGAUGGUCUAAGCAAGCCUAGAUUAGAAACAAAGAUAAAAAAAGGGAUGAUGAGAUCAAUUUAGCUAGGUUUUAGCCCUCCACUUUGAUUAAUUAGAACUUAGAUUUGAUUAUGGAAAUGAGAGAGAUGCCUUCCACUUUGAUAUAUAAUCUCCCCAACAGAGAUUCCUCUUCUCCAUCUCUACCUUCAAGUAGUGAUCAGCCUUCUCAAACUCACACAAUAAUCUUCAAUCAUCCACCUAAACUUUCUCAUAACCACCACCAUCAUAUUUAUACCCCUUCUUCUACUUCUCCUCCUCUUCCACCAAACUCAGUUCAACUUCAACAACAACCCACAAGAGAUCCAGAUCCAAGUUCUUCUUCUUCUCUAUUAAUUAGAUACAGAGAAUGCCUGAGGAACCAUGCAGCGAGAUUAGGGAGUCAUGUCACAGAUGGAUGUGGCGAGUUCAUGCCAAAUGGAGAACAAGGAACCCCAGAAUCAUUGAUCUGUGCUGCUUGCGAGUGCCACCGCAAUUUUCACAGAAAAGAGGCUCAAGGAGAACCUCAACAAGUUUCCAACUAUCAUCACAACAAAAGCAAUGGUCAGAACAGGAUUCACCCUUCUUCUCUGCAUCAUAAACAUGGAUUUUCUUCGUCACCAGGGUUGAUGAUGGGCUUUGGGGGAGGCAGUGGAGGCCCUGCAGCUGAAUCCUCAAGUGAAGAUCUCAACAUGUUUCACCAGUCCAAUGAUGGAGGCCAAUUAUCAGUGCAGCCACCACUAUCAUCAAAGAAGAGGUUCAGAACUAAGUUCACCCAGCAACAAAAGGACAGGAUGAUGGAGUUUGCUGAGAAACUGGGGUGGAAGAUCCAGAAGCAAGAUGAAGAGGAAGUGAAGCAAUUCUGCUCUCAUGUUGGUGUAAAAAGACAGGCUUUCAAGGUUUGGAUGCACAAUAGCAAGCAAGCAAUGAAGAAGAAGCAAAUCAUCUCACUUUCUUGCAAAUCGAAGUUGAAGAAAAUAGGAUCCCCCACACACCCAAUCACACAAUUUUGUCCUCUAAUGGGUUACCGACAGAUGAAUUACCAGACAGCUUCCGCUCUUUUAGGGACUAGCCUUUCUGAAGUACUGAUUGAGUGUGGUCUACCAUCAAGAUAUAAUCAAAAGAAACAAAGGCUGGAUAAAAGAGAUGAACAUGGAUGACGGAGGGAGAUUUCACGCAUUCUAUAUGUGGGGAAAGGGUAGCUCAGCUAAGGAAAAUGAAAGGAGUUGCAGAGUAUCAUGGUUCAAACUAUGACGAAUGAACUAAUUUACUAACAAUUAACAACUAACAUUUGCUUAUAAAAAAAAGCAUUCUAUAUAUUUAAAUUAGCUUUGUGUUUUGUUAUAUGUUCAAUACCAAUUCUGUCCAUGUUAUGAGAUGGUUGGUAAUGUGAGAAGGUAAGAAGGUAAGAUAAUUGGGUGAUUUCUCAUUCAUUUGAAAUAGGUAUAAAUACCAAAACAAUACAAUCAAAGUCAACUAGCUAAUUAUGCACAACAUAAUUACAGGGAUCUAAUUGCUUAAUUACAGGAAAGGAAUAUAUGCAUAUCCUACUCUAUCACACCCCCGCAGUCGAAGCGGGAGGUUCACUAACGCUGAGACUGGUACGAAAAUUAUCAAAGAGAACUCGAGGGAGACCUUUGGUGAAGAUAUCAGCAAUCUGGUGACGAGAAGGAACAUGAAGGAUGCGUGCUUUACCACGAGCGACCUUCUCUCGAACAAAGUGAAUGUCCAUCUCAAUGUGUUUAGUGCGCUGAUGCUGGACAGGAUUGCCAGAUAGGUGGAUGGCACUAACAUUAUCAUAGUAGACCAAAGUAGCCUGAGAGAGAGGAAAGUGAAGCUCCAA